This is a messenger RNA of Magallana angulata, 4338 nucleotides long. Its product is annotated as eukaryotic translation initiation factor 2-alpha kinase 3-like. Gene Ontology annotation, molecular function: ATP binding; protein kinase activity; protein binding. The coding region runs from base 301 to 3477 and encodes 1058 amino acids. Lineage: Eukaryota; Metazoa; Mollusca; Bivalvia; Ostreida; Ostreidae. The record is from RefSeq and is a predicted model, not a curated record. Gene Ontology annotation, biological process: protein phosphorylation. The transcript is spliced from 19 exons.
CCAAAACUCACCUGUUCCCGGCACCUCCCGACACGCCUCCCUGGCCAGUCUCACCCCCAGUUUGAUGAGAUUCACGGCUCUCUCCGUGGUCAGCUGUAGGUACUUCCGGAAACCUUCCACUGUAGCCUGAUAGUGGGAACCCCCUAUCAUCUGACCGGAAACUUGGAAUCGAAAGACACGUAGCUUUUGACAUCAUAUCCGCUGAGGAACGAAUUUGUAAACAUUCCAUGUUGGAAGAUUGUGUGUAUUACAUCAGAUAAGAGUGGAAGUUGAUGACUCAGAUGUGGACUUGGAGUCUUCAUGGGUAGAAAAGUUUACCGUAGAUGGAAAGCCUUCGCUUGGUUUUUUGUGUCAUCUCUUGGAGCGCUGUUUUACUCAAUAAAAUGUAGCAAUGCAACAAGUGAUUCCGUCUAUAGUUCAAAACAAGACCAUGUUCCUGGCGACCAACAUCAUAGCUUUGUAACCAGUUCCAACAACGGGGCAUGCAAACCUAAAAUUACCUCUCAAAAAUUCCUGGUUCUGGUCAGCACUCUGGAUGGCAAGCUGUCUGCAUUGGAUGCACUGGACCAUGGCCGACUUCACUGGUCCGUAUCCACUGACCCUCGACCUCUUUUGUCUUCAAGCAUCAGCAACUUAGAGAUAAACCAGAACGGUGUCAGGAAGAAGCUGAUUCCUUCCUUGGACGGAACUCUGUAUCAGUACGACGGGGACAGCAUUGAGGCCAUUCCUAUGACUGCGGACGCUCUGCUCAGUUCAUCCUUCAAGAUCUCCGAUAGGACCAUGAUGGUGGGGGGCAAGGACAUCACUUCAUUUGGAAUUGAUCCAAAGACUGGAAAGCUGGGGUAUUUCUGCACGGCUGAAGGGUGUAAGAUUCUGGAGGGGGAGGACCCUCACCGAGACAUGCUGGUGGUCACCAAGAGCAUGCAGACGGUCCGAUCCGUGGACCCCCGCACAGGACUGGAAAAAUGGAACUUCAGUGUUGGAAAUCAUCAGAUAGAGAUGCUGCCGGGAGACAAAAAACCGCAUGAAGCCAAACCUCACGAGGAUGAAGAUGUUUGUAGUCAAACAUGUCCAAAUGAAGAGAUGCCUGAAGCUUUGGACACAGAAGACUCUAUAAAGAUCAUUGUUCCUGAAGGAAUGGUAGUGGCUCUAAAUCCAGACCAUCCGGAUGUAGUCGAUUGGAAACACAAGUUUGAGAGUCCAGUGGCCAAAGCCUGGAUACUUCGGAAUGGUGUGCUGAAGACUAUCAGUGUCUUUGACAACAAGCACAUUCCAGCCCUGCCAGGGGUGGACACAAUAAAGGACCCGGCGACCAGCCAGCCCCUCCUCUAUGUUGGUAAACAUCUGAACCAGUUUUACGUCCAGGCGUCCAUUCCUAUGCAGGAAACGGUGGCUAAGGCAGCACAGCAUUCCAAUGGAAACCAUCUCACUGUGCCAAGGGUGAGCUGGCGACCCCUGCUGAACACUGCUCCCUCAAGAACACCCAUAUUCCGUGGAAAUCGUAGAGAUCCUGGCGGUUUGCCCAUGAUCACAAAUGGAGGAAAACAAGACAAAGAAACUGGGCUCACAGUCUGGAAUGAACAUUACCCAUUUGAUAAUGGCUAUUACUUGUAUCCGGAUGUGAGUCUUCCCGCCAAUAUUUGUGAUGCACAGAAUGAAACAACUGACAGCAUGCCUAAUGUUAUAUACAUGUCACUCUGGAAUUACUGGAAAGAAGUUUUGGCCAUCAGCAUCUUGAUGUCAGUUUUUAUGAAUCUGACCAUCAGCAAAUUACGGAAAAUAUACAGAAAGAAACACAUGUGUAAUGAAAAAGAGGCCAGUAUUGAUAGUCUGAGGUCCUUGUCAAGUGAUAAACUGGACGCAAUGGACAAAAAGUCUGAUCUGUACGACUCAAGGUAUAAGACAGACUUUGAACAGCUUCAAGUGUUAGGUAAAGGAGGAUUUGGAAUCGUGUUUGAGGCCAGAAACAAUGUGGAUGAAUGUUGUUAUGCUAUCAAGCGGAUUACACUACCCAUCAAUGAGAAGUCUAGAGAUAAAAUGAAGAGAGAAGUCCGUGCAUUGGCCAAGCUUGACCACCCUGGCAUUGUACGAUAUUUUCAGGCGUGGGAGGAAUCGCCCCCAGCUGGAUGGCAGGAGAGCAGGGACCAAGAGAUGUUUGACAGUGAAUGCACAAGCAUUCCAACGCCUUGCAAUUCCACAACCCAGUUUGUGGUACACGAUUCCCCUAAGGUCAACAGUCACAUCGACUUGAAUAUAAACGAGAGUGUGCCACUCAAUGCCAAUAACCUGUUUGGCGGGGGUAUCAGUAACGAUGCUCGUUAUGUAAUUAAUUACAACGAACGAGCCGGAGGGAGCGAGGAAUUCAGUGUGACCGAAGCCGGCCUCUCGGUUAGUAAGAGUGAGAGUGGAAACCUCAUGUUUGGACAGAUGAUCGAGGAGGAUUCCUGUUCGUUGGACGUAGAGUUUCGGCUAGAUGACAGCGACGACAGUGGUAGUUUUUCCAACAAUAUAGUACCUUUUUCAAAUUUGACACAUUCCUCUGGAGACACUGUGGACAAUUCUUUCAGUAUUGUGUUUGAAGACUCAGGUUGUGCUGAUAAAAGUGAGAAGAGUACUACUAGCAGUGGUGGAGUGGUUUUUCAUGACGACAGUAACCAUAGUAAUAACAAACAUGUCAUAGACACUCCUAGUUCUAGUCAAUUGAACAGUACCAACAGUAGUCGCCCAAAACCAUUGUCGGAGCAGAGGUCCCAUUCGGCCAGAAAGCUGGACUCGUCUUCCCCGACUCCCGUACAGAAGUCGUAUCUUUACAUUCAGAUGCAGCUGUGUCGCCGGGAGACGCUGAAGGAUUGGCUGUGUGCCAGCACCAAUGAGCAUCGGAGCUCGGAGGAAAUCUGGGACAUGUUUGGUCAGAUUGUCAGCGCAGUGGAGUAUGUCCACGAUAGCGGACUGAUGCAUAGAGACCUCAAGCCUUCCAAUAUUUUUUUCUCGUACGACGGAGUGAUAAAGAUCGGAGACUUUGGGCUGGUCACCGACCUCACUCAGGAGGAGGUGGAGGAGUGCUCCAACGACUUCAACCCAUUCCGCAAACACACCGCCCAAGUGGGGACCACUCUGUAUAUGAGUCCAGAACAAAUGGCAGGAAAACCCUAUGGACAAAAAGUGGACAUUUUUUCAUUAGGAAUGAUUCUCUUUGAAAUGCUUUACUCCUUUUCCACUCAGAUGGAAAGGGUUAGAACAUUGAUGGAGAUCAAGAAAAGGAUUUAUCCAGAGGACUUUAAAGUUCAAUCAGAAAAGUAUAAAUUUGUGGAUUGGCUGGUUUCAUUUGACCCCACACUGAGGCCAUCUGCUACAGAAAUUAUGAGCAGCAAACUGUUGGAGAAAUUUCGCGCUCAACAUCCUCCCAAAUCCAACAGAGAUCGUACCAUAUCCUCAAGUAGUAGCGGAUCUUUGAGUGCAUUGCAAACACAUGACUGAUGCAGCCAGAGCACCCAAUGUCUAACAGGCCAAAGCCGACAACACUUCACUCUUCUAGUCACUUUAGCCGAACUGCACAAGCAUUCUCUAAUGCCAUUAAUUCAUUUGACUUUGUGUGGUUGUGUUUCCCUCUCUGUUGGGCUACAGUGGACAAAGCUUUCAGGGAACGGAACAAAAGAGCAUCUGAUCAUAAUGGGAUACAGACAUUCGUUGUAAAUUUUUCAUUUCUAUUGGAUGAGAAUGUUGUGUCAGACAUGCGUUUUGAAUGCAUCACAUUGCUUGAAAUUAAUUUCAUUCACUUUCAUCGUAGUCUGAAAAUCAUGGAUAUGUGUUGUUUGAAAGGGAAGAUAGUUAUGUAAUUUGGUCGUAAAGGGAUCAUGCAGAACAAGCAUUAAAAAGCUUCAAUCAUAGGGCCAUUAAAAUGCUUUCCUUUAGUUCUAGAUUACACUAGCUAAAUUGGGGUAUUGUACCAGAUAAUUUUAAUAAUGAUGUUAUAAACUAUACAUGUAUUUCUGAAACAGAAAUUCACUGAAUCUCAAAGUAUUCAUUUCAUGGUUACAUUUGUAAAUAUAAUCAUUCAAGUAAGGAAAUGCAUGUUUAACUUAUUAGUUAUGCUAGUUAACAUGUACUUUCAUGCAUGUUAACAUUUCUAGUUACCUAUGGGAUACCAAAGUGCUUUCAAAGAAAAAUCUAUUUUUUGCUAAUUUUUUUUGUAACGAAGAAUGGCACGUCUUAGACAUUUGAUUGCGAGUGUGUAUAAAAUGAAAAAUUUGUACGAGUGGUUAAAAUUUUGUGUGCAUACAUGUAUUUCUUUUAUUGAAUUUUUUUUUUUGAAGAAUUAAAAUUGUUGACUUUAUCUUA